This is a messenger RNA of Dibothriocephalus latus, 258 nucleotides long. Lineage: Eukaryota; Metazoa; Platyhelminthes; Cestoda; Diphyllobothriidea; Diphyllobothriidae. The record is from the annotation of a GenBank genome assembly.
AUGCUGCGGUAUGCAACAUUUGUCCUUUUCCAACAUGCAUUUGACGCAGUGCAUCCUUCCAAGAUAUGCACAUUUGUGGCAAUGUUCCGGCCGAUAUUUGUGGCACCGUCCGUCGCCAUGACCGAAGGCUACUGGCGUCGUCUGGCCAGGUUCCUCAGUGGUGCUCCAAGCCACAUUCGCCAGAUCGACCAUCGCCAGAAGAAGAAAAAUCCGUCUACGGGAAGUAUGCACAAUGGGUAUGUUGAUGCCAUAUGGUGA